Prorocentrum cordatum is the source of this 2130-nucleotide messenger RNA. Lineage: Eukaryota; Dinophyceae; Prorocentrales; Prorocentraceae. The record is from the annotation of a GenBank genome assembly.
AGUCAGUUUGGCUCAAGCAAUUUUGGCUGAAGCCCUGUUUCCCCACGCCGUUAAGCCAGUAUCAACCAUCAGCCCUUCGUACGUAAGGAAUAGUACAGUCCAGCAUCGGCAAUGAUAUCAAAGAGGUCAAAUCCGAUUGUGUACUCAAUUUUUUUAAGUUUGUGCGAUAUAGGAGUUUUGAGCUUGCACUUGAAGGCGAAUGGGACAACGCCAUGCGAUUUGACGAAAGGGAGAUGGCAGAUGUCAGCGAAGCCGCCAUUGUAUGACAUAUCUCAUGUCGACGGAGAAUUCAAAUGCCCCCGCAGCAAAUCAGAUGACAUUACUAAAUACGCAUGGGUUCCAGAUGACUGUGAGUUACCACUUUUCAACGCAAGCAAAAUGCAGCACAUCUUUUCUCGGCGUCCCAUAUUCAUGGUCGGGGAUUCGCUAGUUCGCAACACCUACGAAUCAUUGCGCAUGUUAAUGCCAACGGUUGAUAACAUACAUUUUGACUUUGACCGGUAUCUUGGACAUAGGUGUGGUGCACCUAAUGAGCCGGCAGCAAAAGAGCAAUUUCCCAUUGAGCGCGAUCACGAUAGUUUGGGACUGAGUGGUUGCGCUGUGGAUCUUGACGAAAUUUCUACCAUGGGCAAGUUUGGCAAGUUAUUGAACAGCUCUAUCCUGAUGCUCGGUGGUGGACACCAUUUUGCGCGUCGUGGCAACACAUAUCACUAUAGAGACAGGACUCUCGAAGACACGGGUGGACGUAUCAAUAUUGAGGCAUUCACCAUUGCUAUUGAACUUGUGUUUCGCACAUUAGAGAAGAUGGCAUUCACAGGAGACGUCAUUUUACAAACCUAUAGCCCAGGGCAUUUCUUUCAUGGCGAUUGGGAUUCGCAUGGCAGUUGUAACGGACAGACGGGGCCAGUGAAUAACAUUAGUGAGUACGCCGAUUUAGGAUCUGCGUCUUUCUCGGACAUCGAAGCAGUAAACUCGAUGUUGCGUUCCACUGCCAAGAAUCCAGACUGGAAGUUCGGUGUUCGUAUUUUCGAUAUCACCGCCAUGAGCUGGGGACGAGCAGAUGCUCAUCCUGGUGAAGUCUCCAAUGAUUUACCCGGCAAGAUCACCAAAAAUGAUUGCCAGCAUUGGUGCUUGCCAGGAGUUCCAGACGUUUGGAACCAGGCCUUGCUACACAUACUGAGCGAUCUGUUCGCGUGAGGAUCUUGCCAGAUAGUAGCAGAGCGUGGGCCCCAACAGCCGGUUCAUUCAGAUUUCCUUCGCAGCGCAGAAACUCUUGGCGAGGAUUGGCCCGUCAUUGCAAAUUCAACGCAGACCACAAAAGGGAGGAUACUGUUUCCUGGGGCAAACACACUAGUCGCUCACAUCGGUUAUCGAGCGCGUGUGCGCAUCAGAGUUGUAUGAAUACGAUUGGAGUUGCUUCGGUUACCAGACGCCGGACGUGUCCGAGGCAUGAGGUUGCAAACGAGUGUGUUCAAGUGUCGCCAUCGUCAAUCACCAUCAUCGUAAUUUUGUGUUCAUGCACGUGUUUGGCGCGCCGACCUGUAUUUAGGGCGUGGUUGGCGUCUCCACCUUGCUUGCGUUUGCCUGGUCGACGCGCGUUUGGCGCGUCGCCUGGUGACUGGCGCGCGUUUGGCGCGUCGCCUGCCGCGCCGUUCGGGAGGAAACAUUGUGGCGUGGAGAUUAAAGGGGGCGCGCAUGGGGGUGGUCCUUGAGGGCGGCCUCUAUCCAUGACGGUUGUGCUCACGGCACAUUUGUACACAAGUUUGCUACCCGUGCCGGUCGUGCUCAGGGCACAGGGGGACGCAAGCGAGGUGAAUGGGAUCACCACCCAGAUUUUCAGCCACCUUGGCUCGUGCCAGCUCAGACCGCUCGGGUUUGCACGCAGGCGUGCUCGCGACGGUGAUUGUCCGUCAAAGGUGCGGCGCCCGUCACGGCGCCCAAAUGUGCCAUGUCCGCGCCUCCGCGAGCGCCCAACGGUCACCAACAUCAUUUUCACAUGCUUCACUUCAGCUAUCAUCACUCCAGCCAUAAAGAUAAAUAUUCACAAUUGCGGUACCCACAACUGCACAUGGUUGAACAGCUCAAGACGGCUUUCAGAUCGCUCCAGGAAGGCCCAAGACAGUGUGUGGG